GAUUAUUCAUUCCUCUAUCACCGACCUCAGCUUCAAACAGCGUUUGGGGUGGGACGGUCUCCUACGGGGUACGGCUACAAGAUUAGCUGAAGGAGAUAAAAAAAACCGCCUCAGCUGCUAUCCCCCCACAAUAAAAAGCAACGAAAAGGGGAAGAAAAUUUAAACACCGAGUCGAUAAUUGUUUCUCCAACUUCGUUCCUCUUCUUAGGUACUUGCUGUUUCAAUUUUUUGUUAAAGUUGAUGAUUUAUAUAUGGCGAUAUCUUCAUUGAGUGCAACUUCCGGUGUAACCGCGGCGUUAUUCCCCCCAGUGAAGUUUGAGCUUCCGAGGAGGGGACCAGUCAAGCAUUAUAACCAUGGAGUAGGAGGCCUUGGCAGGGUAUCAUUUUGUUUGAAUCGUGAACAGUUAGUGAGGCUUGGCAAGCUAUCAUUAUGUUCGAGUCACAAUCAAAAGUUAACUUCUAUAACCAGAGUGCGUUCUGCUUCAUUGGUGUGCUCAGCUGCUCUGAAUGCACGAUGUGGAGCAGAAGGACAGACUCAAACAGUGGAGAAACCAGUUUCUGUGAUUUCACAUGCUCCUGGUAAAGAGAAAUCACCACUACUCGACGAUGGUGGAACAGGAUUCCCACCUCGUGAUGAUGACGGUGGAGGGGGUGGUGGAGGUGGGGGAGGUGGAAACUGGAGUGGCGGUUUCUUCUUUUUCGGUUUUCUUGCAUUCCUUGGAUUCUUGAAAGACCAAGAAAGUGAAGGAUCCUAUCGAGAUUCUAGACGGAGAUGAUCUGAUUGAGCUUUAAUCUUUAUAGAAUUUGUCUUGUAAUGCCGAUUACAUUCUCGGUUGAGCUUAGUCUUUAUAGAAUUUGUGUCUUGUAAUAUCGUCUACAUGCUCGUUAUACGUAUCAUAAUUUUUUGUUCUUGGGCUCCGGCUGACAGGAGAAGCCGUAUAGGCUAUAUGGUAUGAUGAACUGAUUUGGCGACUAA
Molecule: messenger RNA, 976 nt
Organism: Beta vulgaris subsp. vulgaris (sugar beet)
Lineage: Eukaryota; Viridiplantae; Streptophyta; Magnoliopsida; Caryophyllales; Amaranthaceae
Exons: 5
Coding region: 252-776 (174 amino acids)
Biological process (GO): thylakoid membrane organization; chloroplast organization
Cellular component (GO): chloroplast
Source: RefSeq, a predicted model, not a curated record